AUGUCGUCCCUCCUUCAAAAGAGUUUUGAGACAGAACAACGUGACAAGAAUGGGAGCGACAACGAGGAGGACUACAUGUCUAUGACCAUUGUCGAGCCGCCUGAGCCUCAUAGACGCAAAGAACCAUACAGUGAAAUGCGACGCCGGAAGCAGAGAGAGGCCGAAGCUAAGUCUCGCGUCCCUUCGAAAUCGGAGAUAGCUGCAGCAGAAGCUGCUCGAAGGGAAGCUGCACUCUCCACCAGUUCACUCGAUCCUUCGAAUAAAGGGUUUCAGAUGAUGGCGAAACUUGGCUUUAAACCCGGGACUGCGCUUGGAAAGGACCGUUCGUCUCAAUACCCGUCCGGUGUUGAUGAAUGGAAUCGACGGCUAACAGAGCCACUAAACGUGGUGGUUAAGGAGGAUCGAGGAGGCAUUGGAAUGGACAGUGAGAAAAAGAGAAAGAUUAGGGAGCAAGCCGAGCUAGAGGUGAAAAGAGUCAAAGCUGAGGAAGGCGAUUUUAGAGAGCGGGUCAGACGUGAAAGAGAAGAAAAGAGGACCGAAACCAUAUUCUACGCCGCGGCGAAAGUUGCCGAAAGACUAGAUGCUGAGGAAUCCGAGGAAGAAAGGGAGAAGCUAAUGGACGGGCAAGAUGAGAGAGGAGAUUCGCCCAAGAAGACGAAUGCGCAAAAGAAACCGAAAUCCGAUUCUACGCCGCCAUCCCCACCUGCCGACUCACGCAGCGCGAAGCGACAGACGAAGUCAAACUCUCAAAUCAACAUACUCUAUCGCGGCUUAGUUCGCGCUCGUGAAGAGAACUUGCGUAGCCAGCAAGCUCGCCGUGGCCUUUACGACUCACUUGCUACUAGAGACCUGGCACUCAUACCAAACCCGGAAAAUCUUCCAACAUAUCGAGAUACUGAUCUGGAUGCAGAUGACAAACUUGCACUAGGCCAAACAGCAGAAGGCGAUAUUGUUGAGGUUGAAUUAGAUGAAAAUGAAAAUGAAGACGAAGAUGAAGAGCUGAGAGAGUUCAAUGCGCUAAGCGCUCAGGAACGUCUAUCCAGAGUAGUGUUGUACCUGCGCGAGAAGUAUCGGUACUGCUUCUGGUGCAAAUAUCGCUACGAGACUGAUGAAAUGGAAGGUUGUCCAGGUUUAACUGAAGAUGAUCAUGACUGA
Molecule: messenger RNA, 1155 nt
Organism: Histoplasma mississippiense
Lineage: Eukaryota; Fungi; Ascomycota; Eurotiomycetes; Onygenales; Ajellomycetaceae
Exons: 2
Coding region: 1-1155 (384 amino acids)
Cellular component (GO): kinetochore
Molecular function (GO): nucleic acid binding
Source: RefSeq, a predicted model, not a curated record